AUGUGGGUCACGGUAGGCUUCCUGUGCUGCCUGACCAUCGGAAGUCUGCCUUGGAUGCUCUGCUUUUGCCCUUCUCAAUGCAGCUGCUCCUUCUACAGCAUCAAUGAAAGGAUGAGAGCCAGGGCUAUUUUGUGCAAUGACCCGGAGAUGACCCUCACGCCUGUCAAUUUUCCAGGAGACACUUUCAAACUUAGGAUAGAAAAAACAGCAAUCCGAAGAGUUCCUGGGGAAUCUUUCCAUUCUCUUCACAACCUGGAGUUCCUCUGGAUGCCCUACAAUGCCUUGGCGAGCCUCCGAGGGAAUACCUUUAGGGGCCUGUACCAGCUUCAGGAGCUCAGACUGGCGGGCAAUGUCCUUACUUCUUUUCCAUGGGAAACUCUUUCCAACAUGCCUCACUUGAGGUUGCUGGAUUUGCAUAAUAAUCAGAUCGCUUCCAUACCCUCUCAUGCUGCUCAGUAUAUCCGGAACAUUACUUAUCUCGACAUCUCAAGCAAUAAUCUGAUGAUGCUCCCUCAAGAACUCAUUGUUGUCUGGUCGAAUCUUCAAGCUGUUCCAUACUUCCUUAAUGACCAUUCCAAGAUUAUCCUAGGCCUACAGGACAACCCCUGGACGUGUGACUGCAGCGUCUAUGAAAUGGCUCAUUUCCUCAACUUCCAGUCCCCCAACGUAGCCUUCAUCGAGCCAAAGCUGAGAUGCUUCAACCCUGAAAAGCAGACUAGACUCUUCUUCAGUCAAGUGGAGCUGAGGAAGUGCCAGAGCCCCAUUGUCUACACCUCGAUGGCUAAAGUGAAGAGUAUCCUGGGAAGCACAGUUCUGUUGCGGUGUGGGGCCACGGGGGUGCCCACUCCAGAGCUGAGCUGGAGGAGAGCGGACGGGAAACCAUUUAAUGGAACAGUACAUCAAGAAAUUUCCAGUGAUGGAAUAAGAUGGUCUAUUUUAGAACUUUCAGUUGUCUCUUACCUUGACUCUGGAGAAUACAUCUGCAAGGCUGCAAACUUUCUUGGAGCCACUGAAGCUUUUAUCUCCUUGAUUGUCACUGAUUCUAAGAGCAUAGACGAUCCUGGGGCAGAUUUGAAAGGAGUAUGGAAAGGACACAUCAAGGGGAUAGAAACAGCAGCUUACAAGGACAAUUUGGUAGGAGGACACAUCAUGACAACUUCAACAUUUCCGACUUUGCGCAUUAUUUUAGGUCAGGCCAACACAGAGAAGAAUCUGGUGCUGCGAGAUCAGGCCCUAAAUAUGAAAAGCGACCCCAAAAAUAUUUUAGCAAGUCUGCCCACUACUAGCCCAGAAUCCAAAUGCCUGGUGAGGUCAGUCAGGGUAAUUGGAGACACCGAUCACAGUGUCUCCUUGGCUUGGAAAGCUCCUCAGGCCAACAAUGGCACCACGUUCAGCAUCCUUUAUGCCAUCUUUGGAGAAAGAGACAUGCGCAGAAUCAAUGUGGAGCCAAAGAAGACCAGGACCACCAUCAACGGUUUGAUGCCCAAGACCAAAUACAUUGCAUGUGUCUGCGUGAAGGGACUCAUACCCAAGAAGGAACAGUGCAUCAUUUUCUCAACAGAUGAAGUCGCCAGCGCUGGUGGAACCCAAAAACUGAUCAACGUGGUGGUCAUUAGUGUGGCCUGUGUCAUCGCUGUCCCCCUCACCCUGGUGGUCUGUUGUGGGGCCCUGAAGAGACGCUGCAGAAAACACUUUGUUCAGAAACCCAAAGACAUUCAGGAUUCUUACGUCACUUUUGAAGUCAUCUCUCCAGGAACCAAAAUGAAGGAGACAGGAGGAGAAUAUUUAAGUCACCACAUCCCCGAUGAGUCGAAUAGGUUACUCUCAUCAAGGUCCAGUGUGGACUCUGAAGCUGUUGCAAAGGCAGAUGGACAGCUGAACGAGUUCUUCUGCUGA
This is a messenger RNA of Thamnophis elegans (Western terrestrial garter snake), 1896 nucleotides long. RefSeq names its product leucine rich repeat, Ig-like and transmembrane domains 1 (gene LRIT1). Lineage: Eukaryota; Metazoa; Chordata; Lepidosauria; Squamata; Natricidae. The record is from RefSeq and is a predicted model, not a curated record. The transcript has 4 exons. The coding region runs from base 1 to 1896 and encodes 631 amino acids. Gene Ontology annotation, molecular function: protein binding. Gene Ontology annotation, cellular component: endoplasmic reticulum membrane.